AUGUCUCCCAGUCGCGACAAGUCGAAGCAUCAUCAACAAGCGUUGAGAGCCUUUGCGGAGAGUGGUGAAAAUGAAGAUGAAGAUGACGGUCUCGAUAUUAUUGAAUCAUCGCGCAAAGGUUUGGAUCUCUCACAGUAUAUUGACGUUCUCACUCAAAGCCAGACACAGUCGCAGAGGGUAGCAGAGGGGAAUGUAGACGACAAAGGAGAAGGAGGUGCGCGAAAGCCGGCAGCGUCACGAAGCAGAGAUCUUGCUAGUUCUGGUACCGACGAUGCUGGUUCAGAGUCUGAGCUAGCCGAUGAAUUCGAUAGUGGUGCUGCCUGGAAGGGCUGGACGGAGCGUAAAAGUGACAAGCGCAAGCGCGUCGCCGCUGAAACCAAUAGGAUUCGCGCUGAGAAGAAGAGCAAAGUAGCGGCCACCUCAAGUAUCGUGGGUCGCAAACCCCCACCCAAGAAGCAAACAGGUCAUGGUCCGACGGGAUUUAGCACCGACUCCCUCGCUGAGGAAGCGGGCACCACACCCACUUUCCUCGACGAUCCGAUCCCUGAUUAUGUCAUAUCGCGACAACAGUCACUCAAGAAGUUGCAUGAAGCUGGCCUGCGAUAUCCUCCCAGCUAUCGAGAUGUUGAUUUCUCCGGUGUCGCCGACACCGAAGAGAAGCCACAACUUCACAAGGACAUCCUGCCGCAGCGCGAGAAGAAAGACAUCCGACUCCGUGAGUCGCAUGGUGUCAUACCCGCGCCCAUUGCUCAAUGGCUGCGCGACUACCAGGUCGAAGGUGUUCAAUUCCUUCAUGACAAGUUCGUCAAACAAACAGGUGCCAUAUUGGGCGAUGACAUGGGUUUGGGCAAGACCAUUCAAGUGAUUGCAUUUCUCACAGCAGCUUUUGGUAAGAAGGGCACUGAGCGCGAUGCAAAGUGUAUGCGGAUGAUCCGUCGCCUUGGCGAUGAUCAUUGGUAUCCGCGAGUUCUGAUCGUCUGCCCCGGUACGCUGAUGCAAAACUGGGAAGACGAGCUGUCAAAGUGGGGCUGGUGGGAAGUCUCCAAGUACCAUGGCUCUAGCGCGGCAGAUCGGAGAGGCGUACUUGGUGCAGCUGCGAAAGGGAUGUUGGAGAUUAUGAUCACAACAUACACGACAUACCGCAAUCACGAGAGCGAGAUCAACAUGAUCAAUUGGGAUUGUGUGAUUGCUGACGAAUGUCAUCAAGUCAAGAGCAAGAAUGCUGAGAUCACCAAAGUAAUGAAUAAGAUCAAUGCUCUAUGUCGCAUUGGUCUAACAGGUACCGCAAUCCAAAAUAAAUAUGAAGAAAUCUGGAACCUGCUCAACUGGGCGCGACCUGGUGCAUACGGCUCAGCUCAAGAGUGGAAGCAGAAGAUCAGUCUUCCGCUGAAGCUAGGCCAGGCCCAUGAUGCCACCAAUGCUCAACUCGCCGAUUCGCGAAGCAAAGCCCAGGACCUCGUUCAGAACAUCCUACCCAGUGUCUUCCUUCGGCGUAUGAAGACGCUUAUCGCGGAUCAGCUACCGAAGAAGAGCGACCGCAUCAUAUUCUGCCAACUUACGGAGACACAAGCCGAUGCAUAUCGAACAUUCCUCGAAAGUGAUAGGUGCGAGUACAUACGCACUGCACGCGAAGAAUGCGAUUGUGGAUCUGGAAAAGGCAGGGGAUAUUGCUGCCACGUCGAGUUUGAGGGUGAGAAGUGGUCAAGUUACAUCUUCCCCUGCAUGAUGACAUUCCAGAAACUUGCGAAUCAUCUGGCUUUGAUAGUACCGAUGUCGAGCGAAAACCAAGAAAAGCAAGCCAAAGACCUCGAAACACUGGAGAUAGCUUGUCCAAGCACAUUCAGAAAACUUUAUGAGAUCCGCGACAAUAUCUUGGUACAGUCCCAGCGAGAGUUUUGCGGUAAGUGGAAGGUGCUGCGGCGACUACUCGACUUCUGGUACUCGAACGGCGACAAGGUCCUGAUCUUCUCACACUCGGUUCGGCUAUUGAGACUGCUAAGAGGGCUCUUUGAUGUCGACGGUACAAAGUACAACUUCUCGUACCUCGAUGGCAGCAUGAAGUAUGAAGAUCGUUCUCAGGCCGUUGCAGACUUCAAUGCAGAUCCGAACCAGUUCGUCUUCUUAAUCAGCACCAAGGCGGGAGGAGUUGGUCUAAACAUCACGUCUGCGAACAAGGUCGUUGUAAUGGAUCCGCACUGGAAUCCAGCAUACGAUCUCCAAGCACAAGACCGUGCUUACCGUAUCGGCCAAACACGAAACGUCGAGGUCUUCCGACUGGUCUCAAGUGGGACUAUCGAAGAAGUGGUAUACGCCCGUCAGAUCUAUAAGCAACAACAAGCGAACAUUGGCUACAACGCUUCAGAGGAACGUCGAUACUUUAAAGGCGUAAUGGACCAAUCCACUAAAAAAGGCGAAUUGUUUGGUCUAGAAAACCUCUUUACCUUCCAAGAGCACAGCGUCCUACUCCGCGACAUCAUGCACAAAACCAACGUCGCAGAAUCAAAAGCCGGUGUCAACGCUUACGACUUCCACGUCGACGAAUCGCAAUUCGAUUCUGAAGACGAGGAUAUCCUCUCAAACAAGAAUCUCGGCCUUGAUGACGACGCUAAUAUCGCCGGCAUCAAGAAGUUCGCUGACUCGUUCCUUUCAUCGACUGGCAAAGGCAAGAAGAAAGUCACAAACCGCAACGGACCUGAUCCGAUUAACGCGAUCCUUGCAAAGGCUGGCGUGCAAUACACACACGAGAACUCUGAGGUCAUCGGUCGCAGCGAAAUGGAAGCCCGACUAGGUAAACGAGCCAUGGAAGUACGCAACGACGUCGAUCUAGGAAAUGAACGCGUGUUCCAGGGCACACAGUCGCAAUCUCAAUCACAGCACCACUCUAACCUACAGGACGACGAAGAACCCCAAGAUGAAGAUGACGAUGACGAUGUCCACAUCACGGCCAGUGCAACAAAAGGUGAAUUCAAGAUCAACUACCGCUACAGGCCCAAUGAACGUGUGCGGAAACGUCAGUUUUGCAGUAUGGCGGAGAGUAUGGGUUAUGAUGAUCCGGUGGAGUUUGCGUUGCUUGUUGAGGGGAGCAGUCAGGAGGAGAGGAGGAAGAUGCUUGAGCGGUUCUAUCGCGGGAGAAGGAGGCAGAUGAUGGGGGAGGUUGGGACGCCGAAAUAUUUAACCUGGCUCUGGGCUCUGACUAGCAGUGCGCGGGUGCCUACCAGAAAACACAUUGCGAUGGCGGAGAUGGCGGGGAUGGCCUUGAUACCAACGUUGUACCGGAAGCACGGCUAA
Alternaria atra is the source of this 3288-nucleotide messenger RNA. RefSeq lists its product as uncharacterized. Gene Ontology annotation, molecular function: ATP-dependent chromatin remodeler activity; ATP binding. The record is from RefSeq and is a predicted model, not a curated record. Lineage: Eukaryota; Fungi; Ascomycota; Dothideomycetes; Pleosporales; Pleosporaceae. The transcript is spliced from 4 exons. Bases 1 to 3288 code for a protein of 1095 amino acids.